AUUUCCCUACAAAAUAUUUCGUCUAGAAAAUUUUGUUCAAGAGAAAUUGACAUCGAUCGAAAUGUUAUAUUCUGAACGUUUAGCUUUACAGCGAACAAAACAAGCUAUUAAAUAUAGCGUUAUUAUAAUACCACGAUUUAUCGAUUCAAUUAGAAAACAAAUAAAUAAAAAAACAAAUUUAAGAAUACUAGAUGUCACAAAUUUUCCUGUUGUAGAAUUGAUAUUGCGGUAUAUAGCAACACAUUGUAGAUUGGCUGAAAAAGAGACACGUCGAAAUCAAUUAAUCGAUAUCUUCAAUAAACAACAUGAACAAAAAUAUUUGAAGGAAGAGAAUGACACUGAAAUCAACCAUAACAACGACGAGAUGAUGUUAGGUGAAGAUGAAUAUGAUAAUAAAAAAUUGCUCAAUGAUGGAAGUGAAAACAUUGAUUUGACGAAAUCAUCAUCCUAUCCAGAUGACACUGUCAUCAUUCGAUUUGAUUGUAUCAUUCAAGAUUAUCGUACAUAUGUUGAAUUAUUAUCGGCAUUACAAGUAUCAACAACCAAUAUACAAUUACAGAUAUGUACUAUUGAUAUGAGAUGUAUUGGUUUAGCAUUAGUAUCAAGUUUUUUAGAUCAUGUCAAUAAACAGUUUGUUCAAGUGUUACGCGUUCCUUAUAAUGUUCUAACGUUGAACAAUUUAGAAUUUUUAUUAUUACGUUUACCAUUACUCAUUAAUCUUCAUACAUUAGAUUUAUCAUGUAAUUUUAUUGAUUUUCGUCUUAAUAAUGAUAUAUUAGAACAGUUUUGUUCGUGUCUUAAACAAUUAAAAUUGUUAAAAAAUCUAUCAUUAAGUGGUUCGCCUAUCAGUAAUCGUUUGGAAAAGAUUUUAAAUUCAUUUGAUCGAUCAUUGGAUGUGUUAAAUUUAGACUUUUGUUCACUAUAUGAAAAUGAUAUACAAUCAUUGAUUAAUACAAGUACGCUCCAUCAAUAUCUUCAUUUAGAUUUAGGUACAAAUCGUUUAAAUCGUUAUAUGAAACAAUUAUUAUUACUUUUAAUGAAACAAAAACAGCUAAUUGUUCUAGAAUUAGAUUAUAAUCGUUUUUCGAGUAAUGAUUUUUUAGAAUUAAUAGCUUGUUGCCAACGAUUAACAAAUUUAAAAUGUUUAAAUGUUCGUGGACCCAAUUCAUUGACAACAUUGUUAGCUGCUGCCACAUUUAUUGGUGAACAGUAUCAUGGAUUAAAAUCAUGGAAAAUAGCAUCACCUAUUGAGUAUUCAAUGGCACAAUCAAGUAAUGAACAAUAUCAAACAAGCAUAAAUACUAUCAUGCCGUAUGAUGUAUUUGUUCAUGAAAUACAAAAACGUUCAAAAUGUUUUGUAUCAAUAGCUGAAUUAACGCUAUAA
Didymodactylos carnosus is the source of this 1384-nucleotide messenger RNA. Lineage: Eukaryota; Metazoa; Rotifera; Eurotatoria; Philodinida; Philodinidae. The record is from the annotation of a GenBank genome assembly.